AUGUUCCAGCGUCGCGUGAUUGCUAGCAUCAAUACCUUGGAACGUGUGGCCAGUAACCGCCAGAUCCGUCGCAAGACACGUCAUCCAGCCAAUUUACGUGCGUUGCAACGUCAGCCUCAAGAGGAGGUCAUUGUUCCACCACUCAAGUAUGAGCCUACGUAUGUCCCAGAAAAAGUGAGCUUUAACGGCUGGUCGCCAGCUCCCAAGACGGCAUUACCGGGUCUGCCCUUUCACGUGAAACGCACAGCAUUGGGACUGCAAUUGCCAGUGUACCGAGACUAUAGGAACGGUCGUACGCGAGUACUGACGAUCCUUCGCCGUUAUAAAGGUGACGAGCAGGAGCUACGCGACGAGAUGUCCAAGGUGUGUGACGGCAAAGAGGUGAUUGUACGUCCUGGUCGCUUAGAAGUCGUGGGAGAUCACGCUAAUGAUAUCCGCAAGUGGCUCGUGGGUCUAGGCUUCUAG
Messenger RNA from Peronospora farinosa, 465 nucleotides. NCBI's taxonomy places the organism in Eukaryota, Oomycota, Peronosporomycetes, Peronosporales, Peronosporaceae. The record is from the annotation of a GenBank genome assembly.